GUUAUACUCGAAUCUGUGUGAAUUGUGUGAUUGAGAUUGAUUGAACUUAAACUGACUUGAAGAAAGAAAUUAAGCCGGUUUAUGAUUUUACCAUAAAACAAACAUCAUUUCAUUAUUUUUUUAAAGUGAAUUGCAACUAUGAGUCUUUGGGUAGAUAAACACAGGCCUAGAGACUUAAUGAAACUAGAUUAUCAUAAAGAUCAAGCCGUUCGUUUGAAGAGUUUAGUUCAGCAAAGUGAUUUCCCUCAUCUAUUGGUUUACGGGCCAUCUGGAGCCGGCAAGAAGACCCGCAUAAUGUGUUUACUGCGAGAACUUUAUGGUUCAGGUGUAGAAAGGCUGAGACAAGAAACCAUGACGUUCACCACACCUAAUAAGAAGGUGGAAAUCAUGACUGUAAGCAGCAAUUACCACAUUGAAGUUAACCCUACAGAUGUCGGGAUUCACGAUAGAGUAGUUAUUAUGGAUUUGGUAAAGAAUGUGGCACAAACCCAUCAAAUAGAUUCCUCAGGGCAAAGAGAAUUCAAAGUUGUCAUAUUGAAUGAAGUGGAUGAUCUAACAAAAGAUGCACAGCAUGCCUUACGUCGGACCAUGGAGAAGUACGUAGCAACAUGUCGCCUGAUACUCAUUGCCAAUUCCAUUUCUCGUGUUAUUCCAGCAAUCAGAUCCCGUUGCUUGACAAUAAGAGUGCCUGCACCAUCAGAGAAUGAAAUUGCUUCUGUUCUACAGUUAGUUUGUAAGAAAGAAGGUUUGAAUAUCCCACCAGAGCUUGCCCUCCGGCUUGCUAAAGCUGCUGAUCGUAACUUACGAAGGGCAUUACUCAUGUGUGAAGCUUGUAAAGUUCAGCAAUACCCUUUCACAGCAGAUCAAAAGAUACCAGAGCCAGAUUGGCAGCAAUUUAUUAGAGAAACAUCAUGUUUGAUACUUUCUGAACAGUCACCAAAAAAGCUAAUUGAAGUCCGACAAAAAUUAUAUGAACUGCUUAUACAUGGAGUACCAGCAGAUAUGAUUUUUGGUGGUUUAUUAAAAGAAUUGGUACGGAACUGUGACAUGGCUAUGAAGUGCCAAGUUGCUAGUAGUGCAGCCAACUACGAACACAGAAUGAGGCUUGGAAACAAACCUAUUUUCCAUCUUGAAGCCUUCGUGGCCAACUUUAUGGCUAUCUAUAAGAAAUUUGUGGAGGAAUCCAUAGGUGAUGCUUUCUAAGGAUUAAAAUUAAAUUAGAUUGUGCCUGUUUUAAUUGUUUAUAAUAAAUAACUAAAUACAAAA
This is a messenger RNA of Helicoverpa zea (corn earworm), 1266 nucleotides long. RefSeq names its product replication factor C subunit 3 (gene RfC38). The transcript has a single exon. Lineage: Eukaryota; Metazoa; Arthropoda; Insecta; Lepidoptera; Noctuidae. The coding region runs from base 139 to 1203 and encodes 354 amino acids. The record is from RefSeq and is a predicted model, not a curated record. Gene Ontology annotation, molecular function: ATP hydrolysis activity; DNA clamp loader activity; DNA binding. Gene Ontology annotation, biological process: DNA repair; DNA-templated DNA replication. Gene Ontology annotation, cellular component: DNA replication factor C complex; nucleus.